UUUCACUUGUAUAGUUCUACCUAGUUUGUUAAUCCAGCCAUGAAAUCAACAACUGCUUUCCCUUCACGACUCAGAGCGAAAUUAACUCUCUGUUCGAGCUACUAUAAAUUCCGUUUCCGAAUUUAACCGUUCUCUCUGAUUAGUUUCUAUGCCAAACUAGCAGAUUUGUCGACCAUGUGUGCUAUGGAUUGACAGGUGGCGCAAGUUCGCUAGACUGCUCUGCGACUGUCUGCAGUCAUGACCGAUUAAAUCAUUUUGAACGUGACGGCAAUACAAUCGUGCCAAAAAUCUACAUCUGGGCUGGUUUUUACUUUACUUACAUUCAUUCAUUAUCUGUUAUCCUCUAUUAGCGAGACUGCUUCGCCCCUAUCGUCUCUAACUACAACGCCAGAAAUGUUUCCUUUGCAACAUGUUACCGCUGCGGCAAAUCCUGCAGGCGAUCUCUAGUUUAGCCUAACAGUAUACCCUCUGCACCUUCUACGUUGUUCAGCUCCUCCAUCAGUAGGGUAUGUACCUCUCUAUGAUGAUACUCAGUUUUAGUGCGUCAAGCAAUCUCUCUACUGUGGAGAGAAAAUGAGAUAACACCGGACAUAUAUAUAUAUAUAUAGAGGCGGCGAGGACGCGAGACUGAGCGCGCACUUCCCAGCGUUCGUAUCCAAACAGACUUCAGAGCCACACGUUGUAAAGCGCUCUAAUCAGGAUUCGGCUAAGAAAUUUGUUUCAGCUUCCCGUUCUCUUCCAGUUUUUUCACUCACAGUCUCUAUUUACCUGUCUGUUGUUUUGUUCCCUUAGAAUGGCAUAGGCAAAGCGGUGACUUAACUUUUGCGCGUCAGUUGAGUUCUUUUCUGGAAUGAUCUGUAACACACAUUUUGCCCGUUUAUUAAAUAUUUUUCACAAAUUCGUUAUGCUUUUGUAGUGCUCGUCAACAACAUGACCAAGGAGAAAAUAAAAAAAUUACUACUACGAAGAGUUUAAUGAACGCGGUGAGCGCGGGCCGUGUUCUAGAGCUUGUCCACUGCCUUCAUAGGAAGUCAUUGUCCUUCAAUCCGUCUCAAUCAGUUGAUGUGAUCGCUCGAUAUAGGAAACGGUAGAUAGUCUAGUAUUUUCUUCGCAAAGCAGCCCUCUCUAUCGCGUGCUAAUGGUGCCUAUCACUGUUACUUCAAUGCCAUCAUGAAGCACGACCCGUGCUAUUCUACCUUUAUCUCUGUGCGGUUAGCUAACACUUCUCGUACGAAGUCCGAUUACGAAUUGAGCCGCCAUCUGUCACAUUUGAAUUUGGCGCCACCCACCCUUUCCCGGCUGCCCUCGCAGCUCACCGAUCGGCUGCGACUUAACCGCAGCAACUCCAGUGGUGGUGCGUGUUCGACGAGGACGAAAACGAAGUCUACGUCAAGCAAGACGAAAUUCAAUGCGUUUCAUGCCUGCUGGUUGCCAUCUAUGCAAGUGAGGGCAACGCGAUGGCCGAUUCGAGAGGCAGCAACAACUGUAACGGAAUCGAAAGCGGUAUUGUAAUGAGCCGCGGCGAAAGGGGCAGCGGAGCUGGUGGUAAGGGGGGCGGCGGAGCCGGUGGGGGCGGAGGAGGAGGUGGAGGAAAAGGCAACAACAAAGGCCAAAGCCGAGGUAGACGAAAGGAGAAUUCGGCCGUUGUGAAUAGCUCAUUAGCACCGCAUGCCGUCAAUAUGAAUAGCGCCAGCAAUAGCAGUGGCCCGCCAGCGAUUGUCACCAGCAGCACCUCAAGCAGUAGCAGUUUUCUGGCUAACUGCUCACGAGAUAACAGCAGUAGCAACAAUACAAUGUCAACAAAUGGCAGCAGUAUCAACAACGCAAUACCGACAACAUCGCUAACAAUAGUCUCAGCAGCACCGGGGGCUUUGGCGACAAUAAGCAGCAUCAACAGCAACAGCACCAGCUGUAGUAGUAACAAAAGCCAUAACCAGAGCAGCGGGGGGGCUCUGAUGGACAGUCAUCAAUCCAGUCUCGACAAUGGGGACAGUGCCCACUCGUCGUUGGCUGGUGGAGGGACUGAAGGAUCGACGCCAACCGAGAGCAUUUCUUCGGUAAGCCUCGACGAUGAUGCAUUACAAACGUCCACGGGAGCUACAACACACCACAACACGCAUCAUCACAACAAUAGCAGUCAUCCGCUGCUUAUUUCAACAAAUAGUUCCUUUCAACUUUCCCUUCAACAGAAUCAUCAUCACCACCACCAUUAUCACCACCAUCAUCAUCACAGUCCACCGAAUAGUCCCCAAUCCCCGCCUACGCCUGGGGAUCUCAGGGGAUCACAGGGAAGUGGUAGCUCGUCUGCGGCGGAUGUUCCACCAGUGACGGCGGCGGUGUCGUCGUCAUCGGUUCGAAGCGGACGAAAUAGUCAAAGCAGUCAUAGUCAGGGGGGCAAUGGUAGUCAGACUCGCGUCAGUAACGGUACGCCUCCUCCUCCUCUUCGGGGAAGUCCACCGCUAUCAUCGGCAGGGGCGGCGGCGGCGGCGGCGGCAACGGCGGCGGGUGGAGGAGGAGGGGGUGGUCAUUCGCACCGUAACUCGAUGAACAGCAACGUUACUAUCGCAAGUGCUCACCAAGGCCACCACAGCAGUAGUAGCAAAGUUGAUGAACAACAGACACGUGUUGGAACGACUGGUAAAGUCGAACGAGGUGAUGGCGAUGCGAAUGCGCGAACGGCGAUGACAUCUUCAACAGUGGCAGAUAAAGAGAAUAUAAGUGGCAGCGCUUGCACCAUAAAGGACGAUUCAGCUAGAGAUAACCGAGCAACGGUAACUACGCCCACCGAUAAAAGCAGCACCUGCAGUAGCAGUACAGGCAAGGGGCCUCGAAGCUUAGGCAGACUUGAAAAGGAUCUAUCGCGACAAAUUUCCACACUUACCAGACACGCACCGCAGGUUCCAAAGAGGUUUGAUGAGGCGGAGCACGAGGUAACGAAGACUUUUGAUAAACUACUGAAUGCGAUUCGAUCGCAGCGGGAGAGCAUUCUAAAGGAUUUGAAGACGCUGCGAAGAGCAGCCGAGGCGUUAUUACACAAUCGCAGGGUGGAAGCUGAAGAUCUCAAGCGGCGUGUAGCCGAAAACGAAGCGUUGCCGGAUGAGGAAAUGGAAACGUUGAAGUGCGACCUUCGGCGAUUCGUCGCGGAGAAAGAGGUUGACAUCUCACUUGGAGAGACAAAGCCACUGAUAAUUGAUAAGUGCUUAGUGGAUUCUCUGGUUACGAAAAUAAGCUCACUUGGGACGACUCAACGACUCAAUGAUCCCUACGAAAGUCGUGCAACUACGGCAAGAAAUGUGCCACCUCUACCUGAGGAAAGUGAGGUCUCAGUACCGGAACCUGUCGCAGCCGUAUCGGAAAAGGUGCAAUCGGUUCAGCCGUCGGUCCAUCAUCACAAUCAUCAUCAACAACAGCAGCAUCAACCGCGAUCCUCACCGCCGACGCCUGUGGUGGCAGUAGCACCUUUGACGCCAGCUCCAAUAGCUGCUCAGCCUCCAGCUCCGUCGGCGACGAUUGUUGCCCCCGUUCAGUCGCAUCUGCCGCCGCCGUUGCCACAGUCACAUCCCGUAAUAGCCGCGCAACCUCAACCCUUGCCGCAACAACAACAGGCUCCGCCAUCAGUAUCGGGACCGCAGCCGUCGGCUCCGCAACAGCAGUCUGUUCCGGUUCCACAGCCAAUCCAGCCGAUGCAGCCGAUGCAGCAAGUUCAGCAGCCACUCGUGGUGCAGCAGGCCACUCCACAACACACAGCUACCGUCGUAACAACAGCACCUAUUGCCCCUCCGCACCUUGCGCCUGUACAGGUACCACUGACCGCCAAUGUACCCCAGCAUCAUCAGCAUUUGGGCGGGGUACCCACAGGUGUUGUCCCGCAAAAACCUCACCACCAACCACAUGGUCAUCCGCCACACCCGGUUUCGCAUGCGGUCACCCAUCCGGUGACGGUACAGGGCGGACACGCCACUCAUACGGGUCAUGGUGCCAUACCGCAGAACAUGAUGCUCGUUGAACAGGGGGCGCCGGGGAUGCAGUCGACAUAUUUAAUUCAAUUCCCGUCAUCAACAUUGCUUGUCCACCCGAACAUAGUUCCUCACAACUUGACCAUUUUAGGUACUCCGCAAGCACCACAACAGAUGCAUCCGCAUCUGGACGAUCCAUCUGGGGGACAUGCGUUGCAUGGACCGCCCCAUGUGCCACCGCACACUGGACAUGCCCCACACGGGCCUCACCCCGCCCAGCAACAUGGCGGCCACGGAGGUCACAAUGUACCCCAUCCUUCCGCUCAACAUCAGCCUCACCCGAGUCGUUCGCCGCAAAUCAAAGUGGCAGCCUCACCUCCCCUGACAGCUGAUUCACCAGUUGCGUCUGCUGCUACGCCGGGCGAUGAUUAUCAGGUGGAUCACCCAGCAAACGUAAUUACACGGGGAAGCCAUAUGGGGGGCAAUCACAGCGGUAGCGGAAUCCGUUACGGCGGUAAUCAGACGGGAGCUGGCGGAGGCGGCCACAGUGGCGGGGGCAAUUACAACGGCGGACACCACCACGGAGCUGGAGCAGGAAGUGGAGGCGGGGGCAGCGGCAACAACAGUGGUUACAAUCGUCGCGUCGGUGGCGGAGGAGGGGGCAGCAACAAUCCAAGCGGGGGACAACGAGGUGGUGGUGGUAGCCGUGGCGGCUUCAACCAGCGUAGCACGUGGGGCAACCAGAACAGCAACUAUAACAAUGCUAACAACAAUAGCCGCGGAGCUCAGCCGCCAACAUUUCAUGGAGCGCCCCAGGGUGGGCAACAGCAGCAGAUUCAGCAGCAGCAGCAACAGCAGCAACAACAACAGACCCAGCAACAACAGGACCAGCAGCAACCGCAGCAGCAGCCGCAGCAAAAUUACAACGGUUACUCACAGAACAACAGCAGCGUGCGGGGCAGCACCUACUACGGGGCGGGUGGUCAGCCAAGCAACGGUUACCAAGAGGGCUAUCGGAGUUUCAACAACAGCAGCGGUGGGGGCCGUGGUGGCAACAAUUACCGACGGGGUUCGCAGUCAAGACCGCGUAAUCAGGCGACCAUUAGUGCCCAUGAUUAAGAAUUUAUAUUAUUACUGAUAUUGGCCUGCAGCCAAACGUAUCCGUUCCUUUUGUCUGCUCGACCGCUGCAGAAACGACCACACACACAACACAAAAUACUGUGCCUAACUGUGUGUGCGUGUGGCAGUCUGUGGUAUGUGAGCGGCAUCUUCAUAGGCUGAAAAACAAACUAUCACGAAACAGUUACGAACUAAUUGCUGAAGAAACAGAUAACAGACAAACAAACAAACAAACAACAGACUCACUAACAAUAGCUCUAUCAGCAUCUGAAGAUCUUCGAUCAUUGGUCAUAUUUAUGCCACACAGGCAGAUAGAUACUACGUACCAAUACUCACAGGAAAUGCUGCGAGACACUAAGAUAUUUUCGGGCUAGCAAUUCGAAAAUAUUCAUAUAGACGGACCGAUGAUCACACACGACGGACAAAAAAGAUAAAGACAAAUCAACAACAGAUUAAUGUCGAUAAUAAUGAUGUUGUUGGAUGGAUGAAUGGUUGGAUACAGCUGAUCUCCAAUAGACAGAAAAAAAUAGAGAAGAAGGAGGGAGUGCAUACAGAGAUAACGGACAGAACGAUGAGCGCAGGUUGGCUUUAGCCAGUCAUGUUUUUUCCCCGGCCCCUUCUACCUAGCUCAAUGCUGUUUGUAUAUAGUUUUUUGCGGUAAUAAUAUAACUAAUUACGCUGAUAAAGAUGGUGGUGAUGAAGAUAUUAACGACGGUAACACCGAAGGUGGUUGAGCAUGGUGACAGGCUGCGAAACUGAGUAAGAAAAACAAAAAGGCAGAUUUCCUCGCACUAGUGAUUGACUGGUCAGCGACUCAUCAGUUUUUGUGUGGUGUCAUGGGUUGUUUCAGCAUCAAAAACAACAAAUUAAUGAAGAGCAAAUAAAAACGAGGAUCGCUAUGAUCGUAAACGGUAGUUGUGGGGAUGAUGGAGGCCUGAACAGCGUGAUACUGCGGUUGAUGGGAGCAGGUAGAUGGCAGGAUAACGACACUGAUACGGUGACACGAAAUCUCAUCUUCGUAUAUGAAGUGUGCACUGUCUAUGUGAAAAACGGAGGGAACUUUUCGUUUUUACGAUCGAAGUUUAACAAUAUAGCAGCUGCUCGAGUAGUGUUAAGAUGGCAUAGUAGUAUUAUAGUUAUACGGUAGACAAGGGAAGGUUCGUUAAUUGUAUUAUAAGCAACGUCCGCUUUAAAGCGAACAGCCGAUAAUGUGUUGUUGAGGGUAAGCUAUACGCUAGAGUAGUAAAUACUCUAUACGGAUAGUCGUUUAUAGGUCUUUCGUCUUUGAUCCCUCUGAAAUGUAUGCAAAAGUAGAGCUGCUGAGGUGGUACAGUGAUGGGUUAGCCCAGCGGUAAUCGUUGCGUAAGACACGAACUAAUUGGAUUUUAUUCGCCCUCUGUGCUGUAUUGUAAAGUCAAAUUAGUAUCGUUCGACUAUGUCGUGUUCUACGGAGCGACUGCUACUACUAGCCUAGUGAAUAGACACAGCAGUUUGGUUGUUGUGUGAAUGUAUCAUGUCAGGUGAUGGACGUUGAAUUUUUGCCGUCGUUAGCCUGACCUCCGUACAGUUUAUUCUCUGAGCACGUAAGUCCCAUCUUCUUAGCUGUUUAAAAGCUUCUACCAACCGCUGAAAGACGCCAGUGCUCCCAGUCGAUCGUUGAAUGCGCGCACCCAUGCAUUUUGCCGUCGCUGUCUUCGGAAGCACGCAGAUUCAAUCACAGCAGAUAGAAUUUUGUAGAGAAAACAACAUACUGAAAUCCGAAGAGGCUGCAUUGUACAUAACAAGUUGAACGAAGAAAGAAGCAUGUUGAUGUAAAUUAGCAUUGACGGUUUUAACGAACGUCGCCAAGGUAACUCUCUCCCUUACUGUUUCUCUGUAUAAAAAAUGGAAAUGAGAAGUAGCAUUUCUUCUGCUACAGCUGCUGGAAAAAAAGAGCAGCUCGUUUAAUUUGUGGAUUCGCUUCGGCCUGCUCGGUUCAGUCUAUUCAAAGGGGCUGUCAAAGGCAAUUCUUAAGGAUGUCCCUCAAUAACCUGUCAGCGGACUGUCACAUACUUUUCGAAAAGUAAGCCUGCAUUGGAACGCAAAAUAUACCAAUCGACAAAAACAACAUGCGUGCAUACCACUUCUCAUAAGCCAUUGUCGCGAAUUCGAAACCCUAUCUGGUUAGCCUAUGUCAAUAGCAUACUUUUUCAAUAUCCGAUGUUCUUCUCUGAUAUCUGAUGUUCUUCGAUUCAUUUUGUAUCGAUCAAGUUGUUAUUGGUCUCUAAUUAAGGUAAAGUGUAGCAGGCGAUGCAAAGAACAUUCCAUCUUCUCAUCCAUUGUAGUUAAUCAGAAUGAGAGGAAAUUCCUUAAUGGUCUAUCUUUUUUUAUCCGUCUCUCGGCCGUUGUCGGUAUCGGCCGGUUGCGUAGUUUUUUAGGUGCCGAAAUCGUUUGUUUGCAGUCAUCGAAGCUCUACCUAGAAAAUUCUUGAUUUUGCAAGAUAUACUCAUUUUCAUCAACUAGUAGUCCCUUUCAUCGACGCUCAUUGCAAUGGCAAUGACAACAACAAUAACAUAAACGUGUAUUGACAAUGGAUAUUGCAGUAGAAACGGAUUCUGCGGUUCAUCGCUGCAAUUUGUAUUGGAGAAUAUAAUUUUCGUAUGAUCUGAGAUAGUCGGCGAUACGUGUAGCAUUUGUGUUGAUUGUGGAGCCGUUCUGAACGGGCUUGAACUGGGCGGGGCAGACGUGUUUUCGGAUGUUCCGAUCUCUGGCCGCGCAUCUCUGUCCCACUGCGUAAGUGCAGGGCAAUGAUCGAGCCACCAAAACCAAAGAGGUGUGGUCGCUGAGGCACCUUGUUGUUAAUAAUGUGAUUGUUAAUAGAGGCUUGGAGAAGAUGGCAAUCUUCUUUUGCACCGGUGCAGUUAAUGGUGCAGGUGUGGCUCUUAUCAAUCAACAAUUCUAUGAAUGUGUUUUCGCUCCCCUUCUCCCAUUCGUUUUUUGCAGACGUUUUAUGCAGUAUGGCAUUUUUAGUUAGUGAACCAAAUUAAUUGUCGUAGUAUAAUAUUAUUGAGAUAAAAAUAAUAAUCCACCAUUUUUCAGCUACCGCAUAUAAUAUUAUAAGGAAUAUUUUUAAGAUGUAAUUUUUUGACCCCUCUAUUUAAAUUACCUGUAAGUUUGCAUGUGCAUCUAGAAAAUUCAAGGUCAAGUGGGCUAUUAUAAAGAACCGUUUCAUUAGCUUUCUGUUUUUCUCUCAGAAGCGGUAUAGCUGCCCUAUAAUACUGCCGACCAAGUCGGCGACCACACCCCUUGUUGCAUUUGCUUCUCAUUUUUUAUUUAUUACAGUCUAUAUAUAUAUAAUAAGCAUUAUAGCUAUAUAUAUUAUAUAUUACUGUGUAUCACAACAACGACAAUGAUUAUACGCUGAGAUGAUAAUAAUAAGAUGAGAUCAAAUGUACUAAUGACUACCGCGUGCAUCAGUUGAGGUCAGCGAGUCAAGCUUUUUGUUUUUUCGUGUACACUUGUUUUUCAAUCAUAGUUUUUCUUUUCAUGUUUGCAAGAUUAAGAGGGAGAGAGAAAGAGCAAAAUGACAUAAAUAGAAUAAGAGGUUAGGUUAGUUGUUUGAAUGUUUGAUAUCAUUGAUCAUCAUUGCGUAGAGCGGCAAUAAAGGCCAACGGAAGGGUAUAUAUGCUAUUUAUUAUAUCUACAAGUGAUAAAAAAUAAGACACGUGCAGGUUAUAAAAGUGGGAAAAGAAGCAAACCAUAACACGACAUCUAGAUAUUAAAAAAAGGCUCGCGUAAGUCAAAACAACCCCCAGCCAACAAAAAUAGACAAAAAAAAA
Varroa destructor (honeybee mite) is the source of this 8893-nucleotide messenger RNA. RefSeq lists its product as uncharacterized. The record is from RefSeq and is a predicted model, not a curated record. NCBI's taxonomy places the organism in Eukaryota, Metazoa, Arthropoda, Arachnida, Mesostigmata, Varroidae.